This is a messenger RNA of Brassica napus (rape), 993 nucleotides long. Its product is annotated as UPF0725 protein At4g29550-like. Bases 77 to 343 code for a protein of 88 amino acids. The transcript has 2 exons. The record is from RefSeq and is a predicted model, not a curated record. Lineage: Eukaryota; Viridiplantae; Streptophyta; Magnoliopsida; Brassicales; Brassicaceae.
CCUGUCUCUAUAUGUUGUCGUCGUCUAAACCAAACCAAAUCAAAAUUAAGGGUUAGUUUUUUUGGAGAUCGGAAAGAUGAACGAUGUGAUGUUGGAAGAGGCGAAGCUGUGGCUCGACGAACCUCAGCAGCGGAAACGGAAGCUCGAAACUCCGGUCAAUCCUCCACCACCGCCACCAGUAGUAGACGAAGAUUCCUCCGACGAGGAAGAGGUAGAUCCGGUGGCAUGGUCCAAGUAUAACCGGCAAGUAUCCGAAUCCGGCGGUUUCGAUGUGGACUUGUUCUUUCAGCCAUUUGUGGUUUCUCAUUGGCGGCACCGUUUACGUCUCCGUAUCAGGCAUUGAAUCUACUUUAUUGUACAACUCUUUUGGUGCUUAAACAAGAAUGUGAAGUAGCUAUUGGUUGGGAGUUACUCAGGCGAUAUAUUGUUUCACAUACUGGAACAACACCCUGUGGUUGGUCCAUCGCACAGGAAAUCUUGAAAGAGACGAAGUUACUGUUGUUUUCAGUGGAGCCACAGUUUAGUGAUUUCACGUGGGAAAAUCAAAUUGUGCUAAGUCCAAAAUCUGGUCAAAGGCACCAACUCAAGGCACAUGUUCCUCAAAAUACAGUUACUUUUGCAUCUAGCAAGCUGGGUUGUGAGUUGUUAUUGACGUAUACAACGUGGCUAUAUGGUAUAAUGAGUGCAUUAUUAGACGUGACUUAUGUGGAGAUCUUCAGCCAACUUUAUGAUUACGAAAAUAUGUGUGGCGUGCUUAUCUCUUUAUCCGCUUUAGCAAUUCAGAUUCGAGGUCGAAUCUUUCGAACCCGGAGGGACCUGAUGCAGCGUCAUCAUGCUUGGACAUCAAGAAACGAGACAUUCUGAUUAGUCUUUGGUUUAUUAGUAAUUUUCCUUAUAUCUAUAUAAUUGUUAUUUUCUUUAUACUUUAUGUCAAGGAAAACCCUAGAUAUAAGUCUUAUUUAUACUCUUUGUAUUCUUUUAUUAUGAAGCAGC